ACCUUAUUCCAACAACAUCAUCAAACAAACAAUACCAACAAAUUUGUACUACUUCCUCCUACUAAACACUCAAAAAUACACAUAAACUUUAACCUAAAUUUACCCAUAAAAAUGGAAAAUCUUAUGUUCAAUUUUAAUGGAGAUGAUUUUUUAUCGUGUCGAUGCGUAUGGGUUAACGGUCCUGUAAUCGUUGGAGCCGGGCCUUCGGGCCUAGCCGUAGGAGCAUGUCUUAGAGAACAAGGAGUGCCCUUUGUAGUCCUAGAAAGAGCCGAUUGUAUUGCCUCACUUUGGCAAAAACGCACCUAUGAUAGGCUAAAACUCCACCUUCCUAAACAAUUUUGUCAAUUACCCAAAAUGCCCUUCCCUAAAUCAUUCCCCGAGUACCCUACUAGAAGGCAAUUUAUUGAGUAUCUUGAGUCUUACGCUAACCACUUUGAAAUUAACCCACAUUUUAACGAGUAUGUUAAAUCAGCUAAGUACGAUGAAAAUUUAGGGCUUUGGCGAGUUAAGACUUUUGGCCAAGGCCCAACUCGACUCGAGGUCGAGUAUAUUUGUAGAUCACUUGUUGUGGCUACCGGAGAAAACGCUGAAUGUGUUGUACCCGACAUUGAUGGGUUAGCCCAUUUUGACGGUAAAGUGAUCCAUUCGAGCCAGUAUAAAUCCGGCGAGGCUUAUCAAGGUCAAAAAGUCCUCGUGGUCGGGUGUGGCAACUCGGGCAUGGAAGUUUCGCUCGAUCUUGCUAACCAUCAAGCAAAACCUUCAAUGGUCUGUCGUAGCUCGGUACAUGUACUUCCUAGAGAAAUAAUGGGAAGAUCAACAUUUGAGCUAGCAAUGUUACUAAUGAAGUGGAUUCCUCUUUGGUUGGUAGACAAAAUACUACUAUUAUUUUCAUGGUUUAUACUUGGUAACAUGGAAAAGUAUGGAAUUAAGAGGCCAAAAACGGGCCCACUUGAGCUAAAGAACAAAAAAGGAAAAACCCCUGUUUUAGACAUUGGUGCCUUAGAGAAGAUUCGAUCUGGAGACAUUAAAGUAGUGUCAGGAAUCAAAAGCUUUUACUCUAAUGGCGUUGAGCUCAUUGAUGGCACUAAAAUGGAGGUUGAUGCAGUUGUUUUGGCUACUGGGUAUCGUAGCAAUGUUCCUUCUUGGCUUCAGGAAGGAGAUUUCUUUAACAAGAAUGGAUUUCCAAAGACACCAUUUCCAAAUGGGUGGAAAGGAAAAAAUGGAUUAUAUGCAGCUGGAUUUACAAGGAGAGGGCUUGCUGGUGCUUCAUCUGAUGCCAUGAAAAUAGCACAAGAUAUUGCUAAUCUUUGGAAACAAGAAACUAUCCAAAAAAAUCUCACUGCUCCUCGUCAUAGAAGGUGUAUUUCCACUUUCUAAUUACACCCACAAAAACCCAAAAAAGAAAAAGAAAAAAAAAUCAAAAAAAAACUAAAAAAGGUUUUGAAUUUAUUUAUUUAUAUAUUAAGUGUGUAAAUAGUAAAUACUAUGAUGAAGAAAAAGACAUAGAGUAGUGAGAAAAGGUAUAAGAAACGGAAGCCCUCUCCAGAAGCAAGAAGCCCAAAGUUUUAAAAUCAUUUUAUGUAUCUGUUUGAGUUGGAUACUGAAAAUGAUAUUUUAUUUCAUAAUAUUAAUUUUAAUGACAAUUUUCACGAAAUAGAGAAGUAGUGUUUUUGGGCGUUUUAUGUACUUUUAGGAUGAUGAGGCUUUUUUUUUGGGUUUGUAAUUUUUUCUUUUAUUCUUUUAAGUGCCAUAUGUAAUAUCUCCUUGUGUAAUCAAUAACACAAAUGACAAAAGGUUUUGUUUCUUCAUUGUAAAUUU
This is a messenger RNA of Amaranthus tricolor (Joseph's coat), 1818 nucleotides long. Its product is annotated as probable indole-3-pyruvate monooxygenase YUCCA5. The record is from RefSeq and is a predicted model, not a curated record. Gene Ontology annotation, molecular function: N,N-dimethylaniline monooxygenase activity; flavin adenine dinucleotide binding; NADP binding. Bases 112 to 1377 code for a protein of 421 amino acids. NCBI's taxonomy places the organism in Eukaryota, Viridiplantae, Streptophyta, Magnoliopsida, Caryophyllales, Amaranthaceae. The transcript is spliced from 3 exons. Gene Ontology annotation, biological process: auxin biosynthetic process.